Molecule: messenger RNA, 2142 nt
Organism: Cryptococcus wingfieldii CBS 7118
Lineage: Eukaryota; Fungi; Basidiomycota; Tremellomycetes; Tremellales; Cryptococcaceae
Exons: 1
Coding region: 1-2142 (713 amino acids)
Source: RefSeq, a predicted model, not a curated record
AUGGCUCCCACUCCCCAAACGCCCACCGCGAUCCACACCUACCCUGCCUCACUGUCUAAAGCAAGCCAUGGCCCCUCUCGCCCACCACGUACAUAUCCCACUCCCUCAAUCGACUCCGAUAUUGCCUCACCCCCAGACGCUUUGGCCCCGCUACACGAGUACUCUUCACUCCAAGAACUCCUCCAAAAAGCCGGGUACAAGGACACCAGGGUAUACACCCCCGAAGCUGAGAAGAUCCGGAGAAAUAUCAAAAAGACACUGGACGAGAAUGAGGAAGAGGUGGAUGCCCUUUAUGGGACGUACGGAUUUGACCGUGGGGUGCAGCAUGCGCAUCAGAAUGUGACAGAGCCCAUGAUGCCUAUGAAGCGGUCAACGUCUAUCCUGCGGUCGCUUGCUGUCCAAGCUGCUGCGCGGUCGGCGGCAUCUGUCGGGUCGAACGGCCCGGAUCAAUCUUGGUGGGCGGCAUGGGGCAAGAACCCGAGAAUGUCGCCCCCUGAACCAUCUACAGAGGUCGGGCUCAGCUUGGCGAGGAACGGAGACGGAGUGCGAAAGAUAAAGUCGACAUGGGAGCUCGAGUCGGGAAGGACACGGCGGGCAGAGACGGAUUCGCCUCUGCAAGAGGAGAGACCACCUCUACCCAACUGUAGGCAGGUCAGCAGUCCUCAAGAGAUGACAUCCGCCAUCGGCUACACCCCCACAAAGUUCACCACAAAUCCUCUCGACAAGAGUAUAUUCUCUUCCCCACCUCCCCCGCCGGCGCUGCCUGAUGAUGCAUUCGGGUACUGCCCUCUCCCGGACGACUAUGAGGCUCAGUGCGCAGAGGACGAAGCUUUGUAUGCCAUGGGCGCCAACGACUACGACGCCUACUCUCUCGGAUCUGGAUCUGCUACUCCUUCUAUCCGCUCGAGCUUCUCCGGUCACAGUAGAACACCAAGCGAUGACCGGGCAGAGCGAGAGAUCCGCCAAUUCCAGGAUGAGAUGGACGGCGAGCUCAAUGAGGUAAAUGAUGUUGGACAGAGGUUGUUGGCUGGAGCUGUAGAGUAUGAUGGAGAAUCGGAGGACGAGGAGGAGCAGGAGCCUAUCAGGACGUGGUCCCUGCCGAAGGUGAUGGUGGAGACGCCGAGCUCUGGCGAAGCGCCCACUAUCCCUAUGCCUUCUCCCCCGAAACCAGUCGAAGCUCCGCGCGAGACGCCAGUGGAAGAGGUGAAGAAGCCGCUCAAGUACGGCGACAGAGCUGCCAAGAUUCGCCUUGCCCACUCGACACCCAACCUGAAAAAGGCCGAGACGGCUCCUCCAGCCUUGCCUUCCGGCUGGUUGGGUUCCAUCCGAAGCGCUCUUCUUGGUCCUACUCCUUCCACAUCCUCGCAAAUCAAAGCUCGCCCACCUCCCUCUCUCCGUGUCUCUACCGCCGCGCCCGCUCAGCCUCGACUCGUCACUGCUUCUCCUGUACUGUGCGACUCUGUAUCUACAGAUGCCGAAGAUCUUCCUCCUGUACCUUCACCCACAGAAGGCUCUUCCCUCCUUCGCUACCGACCGUCACUCGCCAAGUUGCGUCAGACGUUCUUGGGAAAUGCGUCUGCUGUGGACGGAGAUGCGCUGGUGCUGUCCCCGAGACUGGAUUGGAAACAGCAGGGCGAAGAGUUUGCUGGCUGGAGCCCGAUGAGAAAGACUGGCAAGGCAGAGGCCGAGGUUGCCGAGUCGACGGAAGAUGGCGAGAUUGACUGGUCAAAGUCAUUUUUCUACAAGCCCUCUACUCCUCCAAAGGCUAGGGCCGGCGAACCCGAAACCCCCAAAGCCAAGCAGUCUUCCUCUGUCUCAACGGGGACGGUGCGCGGACCCAGAAAGCAGAGAUCCAUCAAGUCUCUGCAGGCUGCUCUUCUGCUCCCCGUCGCCCCUACACCCGCACCACCCGUGCCCGCCAUUCCCUCCCACCUCCUCUCUACUCCCCGGCGCAUCCCCCAAUUAGCGAUCCAAAGCCCGCAAGCUACAUCUCCCAGAGAACUAGUGCUUGACGGCGACGAGUUUUACCCGCAAAGCCUCCCGGACAGCUCAAAAAGAGGCAGGGGAAGCUCAAAACGAGGAAACGGAGUGAGGCGGAGGAAGAGCAAGAAGAAGAGUGGAUUGAGGGAGGGGGCAGAUUGA